GCCAUGACUGGGUGCCCCACUAUUCCCGUCUAGCCAGCAUAGCCCACGCCGCGACGUCGCGAAAAAACAGCGAGAUUGGGAGAGGCGAGAACCACUGUCGGUUAUUCAGCGGCGCCGCCCAACACCUAGGGUUCGAAACAAGUAUCGCGUCCACCCCACGCGCCACUCCGUUAAGGGCGCAGAGCCAAGAUCUCGCCCAGCCCAUGCCUAGCACCUCCACAUUUCGCAACUAGCCUGCACCCAACCGCGCGCCUGACAACUGCCCCUAGGACUCGCCCACGCAGCCCUGCCUGCACGCGCCAAGCUCCACCGAAUCCGCGGUCCGCGAUCCUGAAAUGAGUAGGUCCAACAUCCUUGUGCGCGCCUAGCCGCACCAAUACCUGCCGCACUCAGCGCAUUGCCCACCCUGCUCACGCGCCUCCACCCUCAUCCGCGCAGUUGCCGCAAGAAACCCCGGCUCCACGACGCCAUCCCUUCCACACCCACCUCCGAUCCCCUGCCCUGCUCCAAUCUCCGCCUGCGCCCGCUCCAUUCCUCGCCUUUCCCCGCACCAAUCCCCACCGCACCCUGCUCCAAUCCCCGCCUUUUCCCGCUCCAAACCCCUCCUUGCCCCGCUCCAAUCCAGACGGGGGGACAGGGAGAGCUCACCCCCCUUCCCCUUCUCCCAUGCUCCCUCCACGUCUCCCAUGCUCACUCCCUUUCCCCCAUGCCCUCAACCCGUGCCCUCACCCCUUCUCCCAUGCUCCCUCCCCCUCUCCCAUGCUCACCCCUCUUCUCCCAUGCCCUUAUCCCCUCUCCCAUGCCCUCCCCCAUUCUCCCAUGCUCCCUCCCCCUCUCCCAUGCUCACCCCCUUCUCCCAUGCUCCCUCCCCGUUUCCCAUGCUCACUCCCCUUCCCCCCCCAUGCCCAAACCCUGUGCCCUCACUCCGUCUCCCAUCCUUACCCCCCUUCUCCCAUGCUCCCUCCCCCUCUCCCAUGCUCACCCCCCUUCUCCCAUGCUCCCUCCACGUCUCCCAUGCUCACUCCCUUUCCCCCAUGCCCUCAACCCGUGCCCUCACCCCUUCUCCCAUGCUCCCUCCCCCUCUCCCAUGCUCACCCCUCUUCUCCCAUGCCCUUACCCCCUCUCCCAUGCCCUCCCCCAUUCUCCCAUGCUCCCUCCCCCUCUCCCAUGCUCACCCCCCUUCUCCCAUGCUCCCUCCCCAGUGGGUGUGGCAGCACCCCCCCUUGCCUGCCACCUCCGUGUUUCGCAUAUUGCCCUCAUCUCUCCCCCCCCUUCUCCCCACCACACCCGCAUCCCCUGCUCUCCCGCCCUCCUGCUCUCCCGCCCUCCUGCGAUCCUACCAACCCCCCCCCCCUGCUCUCGCGCUCUCCAGCCGCCCUGCUCUCCCACUCUCCCUCUCACCUGCUCCCCCUGUCUCCUGCUCUCCCACUCCCCCUGCUCUCCUGCUCUCAUGCUCACCCGCUCUCAUGCUCUUCCGCUCACCUUCUCAUCCAUAAACUCUCCCGCUCUCCCAUGCUGUAUCCCACCCCAUGCUGUAUCCCACCCCAUGCUGUAUCCCACCCCAUGCUGUAUCCUCCCCCAU
Closterium sp. NIES-67 is the source of this 1582-nucleotide messenger RNA. The record is from the annotation of a GenBank genome assembly. NCBI's taxonomy places the organism in Eukaryota, Viridiplantae, Streptophyta, Zygnematophyceae, Desmidiales, Closteriaceae.